Molecule: messenger RNA, 1382 nt
Organism: Salarias fasciatus (jewelled blenny)
Lineage: Eukaryota; Metazoa; Chordata; Actinopteri; Blenniiformes; Blenniidae
Gene: vapal
Product: VAMP (vesicle-associated membrane protein)-associated protein A, like
Exons: 6
Coding region: 123-866 (247 amino acids)
Biological process (GO): neuron projection development
Cellular component (GO): plasma membrane; endoplasmic reticulum membrane
Molecular function (GO): FFAT motif binding
Source: RefSeq, a predicted model, not a curated record
CUCCCGCCGCUCAGUCCGCGUUGACUCGGUGCUGGAAGCGGCGGCGGAGCGGAGCAGCGGGGAUCCGGUACACCGUCACUCACCCCCCGAUACCCACAUCAGGCGCACCCCCCUCAGACAAGAUGUCAAAGCUGGACCAGAUCCUCGUCCUCGACCCUCCAUCCGACCUCAGAUUUAAAGGUCCCUUCACAGACGUCGUCACCACCAACCUCAAACUGAAGAACCCGUCUGACAGAAGAGUCUGUUUCAAAGUGAAGACGACGGCGCCGCGCAGGUACUGCGUACGGCCGAACAGCGGCGUCAUCGAGGCCGGCGCCGCUGUCAACAUCUCCGUUAUGCUACAACCCUUCGACUACGACCCCAAUGAGAAGAGUAAACACAAAUUCAUGGUGCAGACCAUCUUUGCCAGUGGAAACGUUUCCGACAUGGAUUCAUUGUGGAAAGACGCGAAACCCGACGAUCUCAUGGACUCCAAGCUGAGAUGCGUGUUCGAGCUGCCUUCUGAAAACGAUAAAGUGAAUGACGUGGACGCCACCAAAGCGGCUCCGCUCGUGAACUCCGUGAAGGCCGACCCGUCGGCGGCCUCGGCGCCCGCCGCCGCGCUGGACGACACCGAGACCAAGAAAGUGAUGGAGAAGUGCAAGAGGCUGCAGUCCGAGAUCAACAAGCUGACUGAGGAGAACCGGCAACUAAAGGUCAAAGAGGAGGAAGGCGUCCGGAUGAGAAAGAUGCCCCGCUCGGACCACCCGACGUCCAACUCCACCGGCCUCGUCGCCCGGGAAACCAGCUCCGCCUCCCUGCCCUCCCUCCUCGUCGUCAUAGCAGCCAUCUUCAUCGGCUUUUUCUUGGGGAAGUUCAUCCUGUAGACGGGGAGAUGCAUGCCCGCCGUUUAUCCCCGCCGUAUCGCCCCGACUCCGGAACAAAACAAACCGAGGCCUGGAAAUAAAAAAGAAAAAAAAACAAAACAAAACAAAAAAAAAAAUCCCAGAAGUCCUGUUCUGUUGACUUUGCCAUAUCAUCGGUAGUGUGGCCUCCAGUGAACACAUCUGUACAGCAUCGUGCACGGCGGCGCCGUCGCCUCACACACUUAAUACGCACACGAGUUGAGUGAAACCAGGCGAGAUUUCUUUUCCUCUUUCUUAUUGGAUGGCUGGAGUUGGCAGGAAACGUGGCCGGACAAUGAAAUGUUGUAAACUAUCAUCAGUCGACGCGGAAGAUGCACCUAAAGUUGGGUUUUUCUUUUCUCUUUCUCUGUUGUUUUUAAUAGGAAUUGAAUGGAACGUUAGGUGUCUUGUAAAUGUUUUAAAAAAAAAUCCUUUUAAACAGAAAAAAAAAAAAAAAAACCAGGAAUGACCUUCCAUCGAAACAGACCUACAGCUACC